AUGCGUGCCACUUUCGCUCUCAGCAACGCUUUCCGCACUCCCCUCAUUCGCUUCAUUGGCAAGCGUUCUGUGCCCACUGCCGUGGACCACACUCCUCGCGUUCACCCUGCUUCUCCCGUCGGUACCCUCCCGGAUUCCUUCGCUAGCUACCGCGCCAAGGCUCAGCAGCACGGUCCCCUCGGUCGCGCUCAGUUCGGCGGCAUUGGUGGCCAGCCUGGUGCCUCCCUCGGCCCCGUUCAACCCCAGGAUGGUGCUUUCUUCGAUCGCGCUGAGCUUCCCUCUCGCUUCGGUCGUCUGCCCUGGAGCCAAGCCGAGAUUGAGGCCAUUGAGACCGGUGGUGCGAGCAUGUUCGCGUAA
Messenger RNA from Penicillium odoratum, 357 nucleotides. Its product is annotated as alpha-ketoglutarate dehydrogenase subunit KGD4. The coding region runs from base 1 to 357 and encodes 118 amino acids. The transcript has 2 exons. Gene Ontology annotation, biological process: 2-oxoglutarate metabolic process. The record is from RefSeq and is a predicted model, not a curated record. Lineage: Eukaryota; Fungi; Ascomycota; Eurotiomycetes; Eurotiales; Aspergillaceae.